Messenger RNA from Anastrepha obliqua, 561 nucleotides. RefSeq lists its product as uncharacterized. The transcript is spliced from 2 exons. Lineage: Eukaryota; Metazoa; Arthropoda; Insecta; Diptera; Tephritidae. The record is from RefSeq and is a predicted model, not a curated record. Bases 1 to 561 code for a protein of 186 amino acids.
AUGAAUAGACUUACACCUGAACAACGUUUGCAAAUCGUGCAAAUUUAUUACGAAAAUAAAGGUUCGGUUCGCGCGACGCAUCGCGCGCUGCGUCCAAUAUUCGGUCGACAUAAUCGUCCAUCAGAGUCACUAAUUCGAUUAACCAUGGAUCGGUUUCGCACCACGUUUGCUCUAGUGGAUAAUACGCAUCCUCAGAGACGUCGUACAGUGCGCACCGAAGACGCUAUUGCUGCUGUGGAGCAGAGUAUCGAAGAAGACCCGAAUGAGUCCAUCCGCCAUCGCGCGCAGCAAUUGCAGAUGUGCCCAUCCACUUUAUGGAAGAUUUUGCGGAAGGAUCUUGGUUUGCGGGCUGCUUACUCACAAUUUCACACCCAUCCCACACUUAUUGGGGGGAAAAAAGAUUUUUUGGUGCAAGAAGUGCCGCCAGUCGCCGACGACCUGCUGCCUGUAGCCUACCGCCUGUCGUCCAUUAUUACCUGUUGCCUGUUGUCUGUUGCUAUGCCACCGCCACCAUCAUCACCAGCUGUGCCAAUUUUCACAAUCAGCUGCACACUCGACUGA